UUUUUUCCAAAAAAAAUAAAAAGAAUAUAUUUUUGUGUAUAAAUAUAAAUAUAAUUGGUGUAAAUGAAAUAAUCAAAGAUCUCUUCUUCUGUAAUUUCUUCAUCUUCAUUCAUCCAUGGCUACUUGCUUUGCUCCUUUGUCCCUCUCUUCCGUCUCUGGAAGAAGAUCUCAUCUUCAUCCCAAUCUCAAGGUUUUCCCAACUAAAGCAUCAAACUUUAGAAUAAUUCAAACUAAAUCCAAGUCAACCAACCGCAAUUUCUCUGUUCGUUCAGAAUACCGGGAUGAUGAUGGUAAUAGAGGUGGUGGUGGUGGUGAUUUUGUGGCUGGGUUUCUUCUUGGAGGUGCUGUGUUUGGUACCUUGGCCUAUGUAUUUGCUCCACAGAUUAGAAGAUCUCUUCUUAAUGAAGAUGAAUAUGGAUUUCGAAAGGCCAGGAAACCAAAUAUGUUAUUAUUAUUCUCUGUUGAUGUUUUUUUUUUCUUUAUUUACUCAAAUUGGAUAUUUGGUUUAUAGCUUUAUUUCUUGAAAAGGGUUGUUUCAAUCUCCGAACUUAUUUCUUACUGCAUGAAAUUGAACUUUUAGAUUAUUAAGUUUAAAUUAGGAAAGUCCAAAACUUGGGAUAUUCUCUAUAGACUUUUGCUUCAGUUUUACUUCCACUGUUGAUCAGCCUCACAUGAUUCAACUGUGGAAAAUCACAAAACAAAAAGUCCAUUCAGUAACUUUUGCAAAGCACAGAGCUUAAAAUAAUAUUUACCCAUAAUAAUAUUCUCUAUUGAUCUUUUUUAUUCUUUAUUUACACAAAUUGGAAAUGGGAUUUAUAGCUUUAUCUCUUAAAAAGGGGUUGUUUCAAUCUCCAAACUUAUUUUCUCUUGCAUGAAAUUGAACUUUUUGAUGAUUAAGUUUGAAUUAACAAAGUACAAAACUUGGGAUAUUCUCCCUUUUAUAUAUCUUUAUACACUUUUGAUUCUGUUUCCCUCCCACUGCUAAUCAGUCUCACAUGAUUCCAUUGUUGGAAUUCACACUCAUCAUUCAUUCAAUGAUAGGGAGAUGGAUUGUCAUAUCUUUCUUGUGCUUAACAUUCCUGUGAAAUGUUGGUUUUGGUUGGUCACUAUGUGUUAUGCCUUCUUGUUUUGGUAUCAAUACAUCUCUCUUACUAGCUUAUGAUUCAACUUUACAACUCCAUUUUCAAGUUGAAUUUCAUUUUGUGAAAAAUUCAUUCUGUAUCGAAUAUCUCUAUGCAUUGUGUGCUGAAGGUUGGCUUAGGCAUUGCUUCUUUCAUUCGAAAUGUAUGGCUUAUUGUUGUUUUGUUUUAAAGUUGAUGGGUGAUAUUACACACACACACACAGAUUUUGUUGUUUACAUUUUCUUUUUGGUGGUUGGUUAUAGAUUAGAAGAUCUCUUCUUAAUGAAGAUGAAUAUGGAUUUCGAAAGGCCAGGAAACCAAUAUAUUACGAUGAAGGCUUAGAA
This is a messenger RNA of Cannabis sativa, 1465 nucleotides long. RefSeq lists its product as uncharacterized. Bases 116 to 511 code for a protein of 131 amino acids. NCBI's taxonomy places the organism in Eukaryota, Viridiplantae, Streptophyta, Magnoliopsida, Rosales, Cannabaceae. The transcript is spliced from 4 exons. Gene Ontology annotation, cellular component: chloroplast thylakoid membrane; chloroplast inner membrane. The record is from RefSeq and is a predicted model, not a curated record.